AUGCCCUCACCUGGAGAUGCUCUGAAUCGAGAGCUGCUAUAUCACUCCUGGUUUCCAUCAUGUGGGAAAAAUGGAGUAAUGAGUCUCACACAGAAAAAUGUCUUGAGAACACCUUGUGGCCCACCCAGUGACAAUCAGCUGUGACGAUCGAAAGAAGAUAACAACUCGGGUCAAUGUAAAAUGAACCACUAUGAUAAAAAGAACGACACUCAAAUGAACGCGGUCAGUUGUCUCAAGUCUGAGGUCAGGAUGCAGAAGGGCGAGUGGCAAAUGGCUAAGAAGUUCCUGGAGGAGUGGAAGGAGGUGGCCCAUGAGCUGGCCGAGACAGAGCACAAGAACACAGUGCUGAGGCACAACAUCGAGUGCAUCAAGGAGGGGAAGGACUACACCAUGCUCCCGAAGAAGCACCUCCAGAAGGAGAAGGAGUGCCUCAUGUCCAAGCUGGUGGAGGCAGAAAUGGAUGGAGCUGCUGCUGCCAAGCAGGUCAUGGCCCUGAAGGACACCAUCAGGAAGCUUAAGAUGGAGAAACAGAUGACCUGCACGGACAUCAACACGCUGAUGAGGCAGACGGAACUUCUCUUGCAGAAGCUGGGCACGUUCGAGGAGACCAACCGCACCCUCCAAGACCUGCUGCGGGAAUGGCGCCGCAGGGAGGAGGCUGAAAGAGUCGUGGAGGAUCAAGGAGCGCUGCUGAAACGGCUGGUAGAGGCGGACUCGGAGGAAGCGCGGCUGCUGUUACUGCUGCAGGACAAGGACAAGGAAGUGGGAGAGCUCCUGCAGGAAAUACAGUGUGAGAAGGCCCGAGCAAAGACAGCGUCGGAGCUUUCCAAGUCCAUGGAGUCAAUGCGUGGGCACCUGCACGCACAACUCCGGUGCAAAGAGGCUGAGAACAGUCGCCUGUGCGUGCAGAUCAAGAACCUGGAGCGCAGCGGGAACCAGCACAAGGCGGAGGUGGAGGCCAUCAUGGAGCAGCUGAAGGAACUGAAGCAGAAGGGAGACCGUGACAAGGAGUCCCUAAAGAAGGCCAUCCUGGCCCAGGAGUGGGCUGAAAAGAGCGAGAAGUACGCUGAGCAGCUACACGUGCACCUCGCAGGCAAGGAUCUUUAUGUUGCCAAAGCUUUACCCAUGCUGGAGUCGUGGCGGAGCUGCUACAACCAGAUUGUGAAAGACAAGGGAGACCUGGAGCUGGAAAUCAUCGUUCUGAACGACCGGGUGACAGACCCUGUGAACCAGCAGCAGACCUUGGAGGAGAAGAUGCGGGAGGACCGUGACAGCCUGGUGGAGAGGCUGCACCAGCAGACAGCCGAGGACUCCGCCUUCAAGCUGGAGAAUGAGCGGCUGAAGGCCAGCUUCGCCCCAAUGGAUGACAAACUCAACCAGGCACACCGCGAGGUCCAGCAGCUGAAGGUGUCAGUGAAGAACUAUGAGGGAAUGAUCAACAAUUAUAAGAGCCAGGUGAUGAAAACCAGAUUGGAGGCUGAUGAAGUGGUUCCCCAGCUCCUGCGCUGCGACAAAGAGAACAAGAUCCUUAAAGAUGAGAUGAACAAGGAGAUCAAGUUGGUCAGUCGGCAGUUCCGGCCUCAGCUGGCUGACCUGCAGCAACUGCCUGACAUCCUCAAGAUCACAGAGGCCAAACUGGCCAAGUGCCAGGACCAAUUGCAGGGCUGCAAGAGGAAGAACACUGACCUGAGGACCAUCAUCUCUGACCUGCGCAGCUGGGUAAGGGACUGGCAGAAAGGGUCCCAUGACCUGACCCAAGCAGGGGCCCUCUUGCCAAGAUGA
Molecule: messenger RNA, 1782 nt
Organism: Heterocephalus glaber (naked mole-rat)
Lineage: Eukaryota; Metazoa; Chordata; Mammalia; Rodentia; Bathyergidae
Source: RefSeq, a predicted model, not a curated record